Leptidea sinapis is the source of this 1203-nucleotide messenger RNA. RefSeq names its product UPF0598 protein CG30010. The coding region runs from base 86 to 745 and encodes 219 amino acids. The transcript has 2 exons. Lineage: Eukaryota; Metazoa; Arthropoda; Insecta; Lepidoptera; Pieridae. The record is from RefSeq and is a predicted model, not a curated record.
UCAUAUAAUCUUAGUUUUCGACUGUUGGUCAACAAGAAGACUUCUUUUCUUACGAGAAUUAUAAAAAUCUUGUUGAUUUAUUCAAAUGUGGGGUUCUAUCAUUAAAAUAAAUACUCCUUUUUAUUCUAAGCUUAAACAAAUAACUAAGAUACAAACAAGUUGUAUUCAUUAUGUACAAGGGCAAGAACCAGAGCCUAAGAUUAGAGAGUACUUUUAUUACAUAGAUCAUCAAGGUAUGCUAUUUUUAGAUGAUUCUAAAAUGAAAAAUUUCACCUCAUGCUUUAAGGACAAAAAGUUUUUAGAAUUUUUUUUCAAGAGAAUAAAAACAAAUAAUACUGGUAGAUACCAAAAUGAUUUUCCAUUCAUUUCAUUGUGUGGCCGUGAAAGAAAUUUUAUUAGGUGUGAUGAUAUACCUAUUGUAUACACCCAUAUUAUUACAAAGAAUUCAAAUGAUUUUUUGACUUAUGGAUAUGUAGGUGACUCUUUAACAUAUCAAUUUAGUCCAGAGAAAAUAUAUAUGCUACCAGCAACAGGAAGAGUAUACCAUCCGGCAGAUGAAAAAUAUGGAGGAAUUGGAUUAAUAAGAUCAAAGUUAGCUAUUGAAUUAAGCAAACACUUUACUUUUGCUGGUGGAGAACAUGAUUCACCCACUCAUUUCAGAUGGAAAGGUUUAGAAUAUGAACUCGAUCAAACUUGGUUUAAUAAUAUGUUAAACAGGCACAAUUUGAAGAUAAACAAAAGUUAAACGGCAGAAUAUUUAUUUAAUAUCUUGUAACAAUGAUGUAUCAUUACAUAUUACAUACUAUAUAUAAUACUCUGAAAUUUAUGUUUCACAUAAACAAAAUUGUUGAAUGUAUGCACAAAUUCAGAAAUUAUGUUGUUAUUCUAUUUAUUUACCAUAAAAUAUAUUUCUGUGUUUUGUUGUCAACCUUGUCUCCUGUUUCUUUGAAACAUUACAAUAAAUUUACAUUAUAAUAUUCAUGUUACUCCUUAAAAAAAAUUAAAUGUUGAUUUUCGAGUAAACAAGUCAUACUCUCUCGCAAAUUGAACUACUUAUUUAUAAUUUGUACAUGACAUUGUAACCUUGUAGAAGUAGUAGGUAUAAAUAAAAUAAUAUGUGUAACAACUUUAAUCACAGACAUCAAUAUUUAUAUUAAUGGUUUUGGACAUUUUCCUAAUAAUAUAAAAACAAUGUUUGAAUAA